Messenger RNA from Caenorhabditis angaria, 4427 nucleotides. NCBI's taxonomy places the organism in Eukaryota, Metazoa, Nematoda, Chromadorea, Rhabditida, Rhabditidae. The record is from the annotation of a GenBank genome assembly.
AUGUCUCUAUAUUAUUUUGUAAUAAAUGAUUUUACACCAAAUCAAGAUUAUUAUAAUUGCUCAGAUUUGGCAGCAAUUCAAGGAACUCGAACGCAUCGAAAUAUUCUUGGGUGGUAUUUCAUUGUUUCUGGCGCGAUAUUCGUGAUUCUUAUCAUUUUAUGUUUGAUUGUUGGGUUGAAAAGUGAGCUUAUCAAAACAUCUUGCUAUAAACUUAUGUUUUUCUCCUCAUUUUUUGAUAUUAUCCAAAUUGUUGUCGGAUCUUUUGCAUCUGGUUUCUAUGCGAUUCAGUCGGCUAAUUUUUGCGAUUACCCAAUAUCAAUGUUUCUCCUCGGUUCCCUUGGCUGUGGUGCCUGGUUGGGUGGAUGUAUAUCUUGUGUUAUUCUGGCAAUCAACAGAUGUUGUGAUCUCAAUCCGAACUUGAAGUUAGGCUGUGUAUUUUCAAACAACAAAAUUUAUUUUUCAUUUUUGCUUAUUAUAAGUUAUGCAAGUUAUGGUUUUCUAUUCACCAAACCUCCACUCUUCAGAUCUGAUUUUAUGUCAUGGUUCUUUGAUCCAAGAAUAAAUAACAAUCCAAAGCUAUACAUCAACGUCUUACACACUACAAAUAACUUUUUGGUAUCAAUUUUCACGACAAGCACAUAUAUUUAUCUGUGUAUUUUGAUAAAUAAGAAAUCCAGGUUUUCUCAAUCAAUGGAGAUAUAUAGAACUCAGCGCCAAGUUUAUCUUCAAUCCGCAAUUAUAUGUUCCUUGAACACGUCAUCUGCGUAUAUUCACGUUUUGAUGCAAUAUUUCUACUUUCCCCCAAGUGUUAUAAUAUUUGGACAACUUGCUUGGCAAUUGAGCAAUGGUAGGGCUUUUUUCAGAGUUAAAAAAAACUUUGAAUAUUUCAGGUUCAGUAUCAAUCGUCUAUCUCACAAUGAAUGGAACAAUUCAAAAAGGUGUCUACAAAAUGUUGGUCCCUAAAAAAUUCCGAACAGUAUCAAGAGUUUAUAACAUUCCUACCAUUGGGAAUAAUGUUAUCAAUAGACCAGCGGUUAAUCGUGUUGUUUUGAUAUAAAUUUUUUCAAUGAACUUAUAUUACUGUAAUUUAAGUAUCCAGCCUGAAAAGAGAGAACCGAAAACUAAAAAAAUUAAAAAAAAAAAAAAAAAGCCAGGGCAACAGUCCAAGCAACCGUUUCAACCAAGCCAACUUCUCAAGCUCGCCGAGUCACAAGUUCAAAUGGGACCGUAUUCUGAUCCAGUUUUGUUUAAAAAUAGCCUCCCAUGAGAGUUAUUUUUUUUAUUUGAAAAAUAUAGAAUUCAUUCUGUCGAAAAUAAAAAACAAAAAUGUCUGAUUUUGAAAUGUCUCUUUUCAAUUUUCUCAUAAAUGAUUUCACACCAAAUCAAGAAUUCUAUAAUUGCUCAGAUUUAGCAGCGAUUCAAGGCACGAGAAGCAGCCAAACUAUUCUUGGGUGGUACUCUAUUAUCACCGGAUCAAUAUUUAUUGCCCCUUUUAUUCUGUGCAUGAUCGUUGGGCUCACCAGUGAGCUAUGCAGAGUUUCCUGUUAUAAAAUCAUGUUUUGCGCAUCAUUUUUUGAUAUUCUCCAACUUUUCGCAGAUUCCAUAGCUACAGGAUUCUACGGAAUCAAGGGUGCUAAUUUCUGCGAUUUCCCCAGAUCAAUGUUUAUAAUUGGCGCGUUAGGCUGCGGUUCCUGGUUUGGAGGUUGUUUAUCUUGUGUCACCCUAGCAAUCAAUAGAUGUUGCGAUUUUAAUCCAAAAUUGAAGCUAGGCUGGAUUUUUCAAGAAAAGCGGAUAUAUUUUAUUUUCUUUUUAAUCAUCAGUUACGCCACCUACGGUUCCUUGUUCAUCAAACCUCCAUUAUUCCAAUCCGAUCAUUUCUCCUGGUUUUUCAAUCCUCAAAUCAAUAACAAUCCAGAAUUAUACAAGAAUCUGAUGCAUACCGUGAAUAACUGUUCGGUGUCAAUAAUCACCACAAGUACCUAUAUUUAUCUAUGCGUUUUAAUCAAUAAAAAAUCCAGACAUUCCUCAUCUCGAUUUAUAAAUAGAACCCAGAGACAAGUAUUCUUCCAAUCCGUAAUUAUUUGCUCAUUUAACGCGUUGGCUGCGUACAUCUACGUCUACAUGCAAUAUUUCUACUCUCCACCAGUUGUUAUAAUAUUUGGUCAACUUGCUUGGCAAUUCAGCAAUGGUAGAUUUCACAGUUUUUUUUCGGAGUUAAAAAAACCUUGAAAGUUUCAGGUUCUGUCUCAAUUGUCUAUCUCACAAUGAAUGGAACAAUUCAGAAAGGUGUCUAUAGGAUGCUAACUCCAAAGAAAUUCCAAACAGGAUCAGAAGUUUAUAACAUUCCUACGACUGGGAAUAAUAUUUUUGUUAUCAAUAGACCAGCAGUUAACGUGUUGUUUUGAUAUAAAUUUUUUCAUUGAACUUCAAAAUUUCCAAUUUCCUGGUUCACUAUUACUGUAAUUUAGGUAUCUAGCCUGAAAGGGGAACCGAGAACUAAAAAGUAAAAAAAAAAAUUGGAAAUGAUCUUUUCCAAAUCGUGUCGUGUUUUUAUUCGUGUUCACGUCACUUGAAAAAUAAAUUAUUUCUUUUUUUUCCGAAAAAAAAUGUAUUAGCAUUUCGGGAAAACGGUCAUUAGCCAAUUAAUCAUCACCUCUCUUUAUUCAUACACAAUUUAUAUAAAUCUUGCAUAAAAGACAAUCAAAAAUUGUCGAUAAAAUCUCUUUUUUCACGAUGUAUAACACCUAUAUAAAACAUUGUUUCAGUUGAAAAUGUUAAGCUACAUAAAUUAUAUGAACGAGAUAUGCUAAUUAUUAUUGGUCUCGCAAUUUUUGGUGAGUUAAAAACUUGGAUCGCUCAGAAAUUAGUUUUUUCUAAAAUUUCAGCCUCCACAUCUCUAGAAUCCACCACAUCUAUAGAAUCCACGGAAGCUUUAAAUCAAACAAUUCUUGAAGAUCUAAAAAUUCGCACCACAUCUAAAACCCAUGACACGUGUCAAAUUACUGCGAAAAACGACGUGACUACAGAAAAACUACCGGAUGAGAGAUUAUACGAAACCUGGAGAGAGCAGAGGAUAAUCGAUAACAUUAUUACGGUAACUGAAGGUGAGAUGCGAUUGGUGUCAGCUUUUGUGUAUUCGGAUCAUGCGGCAGUUGUGAUAAGUAUGUUUGGAAGAGAGAAUGUUAGGUGAGUUAUGACAAGGGAAGAUUAUCCCAGUGACUCCUCAAAUCUUCCAGUCGCCCCGUAAAAUGUCACUACUUUGAUUGUAAUCGGAAGCACAUCGCCAGCUACGAAUCUCGAAUUUUCCCAGUGGCCGCUGUCCGCUGCGUACGAAAAUUCGGCGCCGAAUUCAUUUCGAUUACUGUAGCUGGUGAGGAUUUGUCGGCGCGGGAGCCGAUUUUGUUGACAGAUCGAACUGCGAUCGAACCGCUGCAUGAGAUUGGAGUCUGCGUUGGGCAGAUUUAUGGGAAGGGGACGAGAUUUGUAGAUGUUGUGGAGACUGUGGAGCAUCAUAGAAUGAUUGUAAGUUUUUUGGAGAUAGGGGCUUACAGGUUUGAAAAUUUCCAGGGCGCCUCAUUCUUCUACCUCUCCAUUUUCGAGUCUGACGACCCGACAAAACUUGUAAUUUUGGACUACGAAAAGCUGGGCCUCAUGGAAGCCACGUGGAUAAACCUGGAAUUCAAGCAAAUCACCUAUCAAUUUCACUAUAUUCAAGUUGCUGUAAGUUUCAAAUUCUGAAAACUUUUCCUAAAAAUUUUCCUGAACUUAGGAUUGCUAUUUUCGCAGUCGAAUGCACUCGAAAUGGGUGAUCAACAUCGAUAUUGAUGAGAGGUUUUUGAUGAAAAAUCCAACAAAUCUACCAGGAUUUCUUGAGAAUCUACAAAAUGCUGAGCAAAUUGUUGGGUUGUCUUUUCCAGUUGCAAGAGUUCAAGUGGAGGAUUCUGGAACUUUAGGGAGAAGUGAAACAUUUUUUGAGAAAUAUCGGAAGAUGUCGCGUCCACUUUGGGAUAAUCAUAAGAGUAUUUAUCAACAUCAGUAUUCUCACGUGCCAUUUUAUCAUUGGUCAUAUCGGAUUACACCAGGGAAGAUGGUGAUGAGUUUGAAUAGUACUGUUGGAUAUUUCAGGUAAGCUAUAGAUCAAAUUUUUCUUAAACCACCUCAGCCCUAAUUAUGGUGCCCACAUAAUCUCCAAUUUUCCCAGGCAUUAUCGCUUAACCUCAUCUAAACAUAUUGGUUCAAAUUGGUUAACUCAUUACGCUCCUUUUUCUGAAAAUUCUCUGGACCCUGAAUUUCGGCGAAAUUUGAAAUUUCGAAUCUCCCGCAAAUUAUCCCACCUGUUCAACAAACAUUUCAUCAAAUGUGAUACGAUCCUGCCAUCUGCUUAUAAAAAAGAGGAUUUCAUCGGGCAAGGCUAUAAAUGUGUAUGA